CCAAACUACUGAUUGCCAUGGAGAAAGGGUCUCUCAAAAGCCUUCAAGGCAAAACACUUGAAGAGAUUGAAAUCGAAGAUAACCUACAGUUGACAGAUUCAAGUGAAGAAAGUGAGGUUGGAGCGGAGCGUGAGGAGGUUGGAGCGGAGCGUGAGGAGGUUGGAGCGGAGCGUGAGGAGGUUGGAGCGGAGCGUGAGGAGGUUGGAGCGGAGCGUGAGGAGGUCGGAGCGGAGCGUGAGGUCAAUGAAGGAAAUCUUGUAUAUCCACAGAUUGAUUCUAUAGAUACUAGAAUGAUGAUGAAAGUUGUCAAGGAACCUCCAGCACAAAGUAAAAAUGGAGCGGGUAAGGUCAUUGAACCCAACAGAAUACUAAACAAGGAGAUGAAGCCAAGCAGUAAGAAGAAAACAAAUAAACAAUCUGCUUCUCUGGAAAAUGCAAGGAGGGUCAAAAAGCAUCCUUGGUCUCCCACGGAGGUUGCUGCGAUAAUGAAGCAUUUUGGCGAACAUAUCAAAAAAGGAAAACUGGCCACUAUUAUCGAAUGCCAGCAAUGCAAAACUGCAGAAGAUCCUGCUCUGGCUGGUCGUUCUAUUCAAAACAUCAGAGAUUUUGUGAGGAAUCGGGGCGUGUCGUUGAAGAAAAAAGAAAAUCCUAUGUAGAGGAGUCUACAUAACUCCAAAGUACUUCUUGGAGGAGUUACAAAAGAUAUUUUGUAUGUUUUGGUUUCUCAUUUAUUUAUUUUAGAAUUUUACUAUUAGAAGAUUGGUAAAUUCAUUUUGUUGACACUGUUUUAGUGCAUCUGAUCUAAGAGGACAUAAUUUUAUAUUGCCAGUUAUUUUCAUUUCUGUUAACAAAACAAUCCUGUUUUUGUAAAAUGCACUCAAUUUGUUCCUUUUAUUCACCUGUUGCCCUUUUAAUACACACAAAAUACAUGUUUGUGUAUGUGUAUGGCCUUUGUCCUGUUAAUAAAGUUAGCCCUGACAAUUACUGUUCAUGUCAGGGGGAGGAGCCAAGUUACCUAAUUAGUGUUGUCCUCUUAUUACACCAUGGUGUCAGGUUCUUAUAUUUUGAGUUCUGGUGUGUUUUUCACAAUUUUGAAGUGAGAUUUGUGUUGUACAACUCAAA
Molecule: messenger RNA, 1122 nt
Organism: Oreochromis niloticus (Nile tilapia)
Lineage: Eukaryota; Metazoa; Chordata; Actinopteri; Cichliformes; Cichlidae
Product: ribonuclease Y-like
Exons: 5
Coding region: 18-656 (212 amino acids)
Source: RefSeq, a predicted model, not a curated record